Molecule: messenger RNA, 2016 nt
Organism: Anguilla anguilla (European eel)
Lineage: Eukaryota; Metazoa; Chordata; Actinopteri; Anguilliformes; Anguillidae
Product: protein FAM43B-like
Exons: 1
Coding region: 168-1085 (305 amino acids)
Source: RefSeq, a predicted model, not a curated record
CCCUCUCUCUCGCUGUCUCUCUCACUCUCACUGUCGCUGUCACUCGCACUCUCUCUCUCUCUCUCUCUCUCUCUCGCUCUCCCUCUCUCUCGUUAUACUCACUGAGCGGGAGCCAGACUCGGCUCCACUCACUCACUCACUCACUCACUCACUGCCUCUUCGCAGUCAUGCUGCCAUGGAGACGGAGAAAGAUCGUUCUCGUGGAAGAGGAGACCAAAGCCAAGCCCAAGAGUUUGGGCGUGGGGACGGGGGGCGCCUACGGCUCCGUCGUGUGGUCCCUGGUGCGCUCCUUCCCUGACCUGCUGCCCGAGUGGCCCCUCAAGCGCCUGGGCCGGGCCUUCCGCUCCAAGCGGCAGACGGUGGAGCUGAACCGGGACGACCCGGUCUACACCGUGCGGUACCUGGGCAGCGCGGUCACGCUCAGCGGCAAGGGCGAGGGCUGCACGGAGGAGGCGGUGGGCAAGAUCUGGAGCCGCAGCGACUACGGCGGGAAGGGCGCCCGGAUGAAGCUGGCGGUGGGGCCGCAGGGCGUCCGGCUGGGCGCCUCCGGCGACCGGAGGAAGCCGUGCCACCUGUUCUACCUGCACCGCGUCACCUGCUGCGCGGCCGACGCCCGCCGGCCCAAGAUCUUCGCCUGGGUCUACCGGCACCAGGUGAAGAACAAGGCGGUGGUGCUGCGCUGCCACGCCGUGCUGGUCGCCCGGGCGGAGAAGGCGCGGGCCCUGGCCCUGAGCCUCAGCCAGGCCGCCGCCGCCGCCUUCGGCGAGUUCAAGCGGCUCAAGCGCCAGAGCGACCUCCGCCACGUCCGCCAGCAGCUGCUGGGCGAGGGCGUGGCCCCGCUCACCCCCAUCAGGAGGCUGCUGAACGGGCAGUGCCGCUACCAGCCGGCCGCCGACCGCCACCCCGCCGCCCGGCUCUGCGCCAUCGCCGAGGAGGAGGAGGAGGAGGAAGAGGAGGAGGUGGUGGAAGAGGAGCGGGGGGAGCGCGGGAAGCAGCCGCUGCCGGACGGGUACACGGCUGCCGAGGACACGGCCAGCCUCCGGGGCGACGGCACAGACUCCUCCGGGCCGUCCGCGGCGGGCUGAGCGCCGCGCCCGCCGUAAGACCACGCCCCCCUGACGGCGUGUUCUUUUACAUCCCAGCGUCCCUGGAACUGCCACCGCCGCUGCCUCUCCCCCCCCCCCCUUCCCCCGGGAGAGAGAGAGAGAGAGAGGAAAAAAAACGAAAUACUGCGUGACUUAUUUCGUCCCUCGUUCCGUUACCCGAUCGCUGCCGCCGCCGCUCCAACAAUGCCGCGCUGUCCAGAGGAGAGCUACUGACUCGGAGUGACUCGGAGGGGUCAGGCUGUUCGCGGGACAGGGCGAGGCGAUGGUCUCGGUGGAGUUAGUCAGAGAGCAAUCAGUAAGCCCGUGACAUUUACCUUCCUGGAAGUGCGUAACUCCGAACGGAUCGAGAUAUUUGUUCUGGUUCUUGGCGUUUGCCUUUCUGGGACUUGAAGGGUGUGUAAACACUGUAUGUUCUUUAGUGGAUGAAGGUUCUCAGGCAGGUACUAUUUGUAUAAGGUAAAGUUUAUUGUUAUCUAGAGCUCAUUUAUUUUAAUUUAUGCUCAAGUGUUCAUGCUGUAUUUUCUUCUACAGUUGACUUAAUUAUCAUAAGUGACAAACCAUAGAUUAUACACUCAGUUUUAAUGAGAACGGCAAUUCAUCACAUUAAUAUUAUUUUAGCCAGACAGCUGUUAGGGCGUAAGAAUUAAGUCAUCCUUCAAACCUUGACAUUUUUAUAGCUGUAAUUUGUAAUUUAUUAAAUCUAUGUGCCAUAGGUUGCAAGACAACCAAACAUAACCAAUGAUAUUUCAUGUGUGUUUUUAUUUUUUUAUUUAUUUUCAUGUAGCACAUUUUAUGUUGGGGGGUUUUUUACUUCUAACCUGUGACACCCAAGACUCGGUAUUAUCAUAUUUCUUUGUUUGCAUUACUACUUCUUACAUAAAUGUAAUUACAAUAAAAUGUAAUUAAUCAA